AUUUUUAAAUUACGAAAAUAUCUUUUUAAAAUGUAUAAUUCUACAAAUUACACUUUGAUUCAACAUAAAGUGUUCUAAAAUUGAGUGUUACAAGCAAGGUCUUCCUAAAGCUAAAACGGCAAGAGUACUAGCUGGGUAGCUAGGUGGAGAUGGAGAAGAGCUCGACCAAGCACUUUGUACUUGUGCAUGGAGCCGGCCAUGGAGCAUGGUGUUGGUAUAAGGUGGCAAGCUUGUUGAAAUCCUCAGGUCAUAAGGUCACAGUCCUGGACCUAGCUGCUGCUUCUAGGAUCCACCCAAAACAGGUGCAUGAAGUAAAGUCCCUUUCGGAAUACCUCGAGCCUUUGAUGGAAUUCAUGGCAUCUCCGCCAUUAAUGGAGGAAAAGGUGGUCCUUGUCGGCCAUAGCAAUGGACGUCUCUGCAUAUCUGUUGCCAUGGAGUUUCCUAAGACAGUCUCUGUUGCAGUGUAUGCCACCGCCGUCAUGCCAGGUCCCGUCUUGAGUAUCUUGACGCUAGGCGAAGAGGUAGUACUCCCAUCUCUCUCUCUCUCUCUCCCAACCUUACGCAGUGACUGUGACUUGGGAUUGUCUGCAGACCGUAGAUUAUUCCUGUGGGGAUCCCCUCUAUUAGUAUAUUUAAUAUACCACAUCAAACUACCAGGGAGAAAUACGGGCAAGUUCCUAGAGUUUACAUCAUUUGUGAAAAAGACAAUGCGAUCAAGGUGGAUGAUUGAGAACAAUCCAGCACAGGAGGUGAAGGUAAUUGCCGGUUCCGAUCACAUGGUGAUGUUCUCGCAACCGAAGGAGCUGUGCUCCUACCUCCUUGAAAUUGCAGACAAAUAUCCUAAAAACUUGGCUCCCAUAUUAAUCAUGUGCUUAAAAGUUUUAUGGCAAUAUUGGUCUAUGAAAGAAGAGAAAAAACCCAGUGAUUUGAAUAUUCAUCGGGCUAGUUCAUGA
This is a messenger RNA of Juglans microcarpa x Juglans regia, 953 nucleotides long. Its product is annotated as esterase PIR7B-like. NCBI's taxonomy places the organism in Eukaryota, Viridiplantae, Streptophyta, Magnoliopsida, Fagales, Juglandaceae. Gene Ontology annotation, biological process: salicylic acid metabolic process; jasmonic acid metabolic process. Gene Ontology annotation, molecular function: methyl jasmonate esterase activity; methyl salicylate esterase activity; methyl indole-3-acetate esterase activity. The record is from RefSeq and is a predicted model, not a curated record.